AAAAAAGGUCAAAUUCAUCAACCCUACUAAAAUCUUCAUUUUCUUCGCUUAAACCCUAGCGAAAAUAUUCACAACAAUGUCUGCUAUAGCUCGAUCAAAAUCGCGAAUUUUCUCAAUAAUAUCGAGAAGUAAUAAUCGGCGAUUUUAUUCUAAAGAACCGAUAAUUUCAUCAUCUUCAGUUAUAUCUGAGAAUUCUCCUCCAGAAGGUUCUGGAAGUUCUGAGAAGAAUGGAUGGAGUUUUCUUAAGUAUAGUGUUAUUGCUGCUGUUACUGGUGGUGUUGCCACUGCUGGUUACGCUACUUACGCAUACACGUCGGAUGAAAUUGAGGAUAAGACCAAGAGUUUGCGUGAAUCUGCCAAAUAUAAUGUUGGAGAUGAUGCAUCUGCUUUGGAUAAAUUUCAAGCUUUACUCUACUCCUCGGCAAUGACAGUGCCUGCCAAGUUAGUUGAAUUUUACAUUGAGCUAAGGCGGUUGACUGAAGAUCAAGUUCGAGGUUUCAGUGAACCAACAUCAGACAAGCUCCUGCCAGAUUUGCACCCACUUGAGCAGCAUGUCUUUACCCUUGUUCUUGAUCUUAGUGAGACAUUGAUAUACUCUGAUUGGCAGCGUGACAGAGGCUGGAGAACAUUCAAAAGACCUGGGGUUGAUGCGUUUUUAGAACAUUUGGCUCAAUUUUUUGAGAUCGUUGUAUACUCUGACCAACUGAGCAUGUAUGUUGACCCUGUUAUCGAAAGAUUGGAUCCAAAGCACUGCAUCCGGUAUAGGCUAUCAAGAGGUGCAACUAGAUAUGUUGAUGGCAAGCAUUACAGAGAUCUUUCCAAGCUGAAUCGGGAUCCAUCAAGGAUUAUAUAUUUGAGUGGACAUGCACUAGAAAGUAGCUUACAGCCAGAAAAUUGCGUAGAAAUAAAACCAUGGAAAGGAGAGGCGGACGAUACCGUGCUUUUGGAUCUUAUUCCGUUUCUUGAAUAUGUUGCUAAACACAGGCCAGCUGAUAUCCGAACUGUAUUAGCUUCAUACCAAGGACGUGAUAUUCCUAAAGAGUUCAUUGAGCGAUCCAAAGAGCACCAAAGGCGUAUGCAAGAGCAAAAGCAGCAUGGUCGAUUAUGGCGCCGCUAGAGAUACAACUUUAUGUGAGUUAGUUUUGAGAGGCAGAAAUAAGAAAAAAGUAUUCCUUUGUAAGAUUAGAACAGUCGAUAGAUAGACAUAAACUACAAUCCCAUUUUUGUGUAGCUAAGAGAAAAUGAUUUGUCCCAGUUGAGAAUGGUAACUCCUCUAACAAAAUGCAUGUAUUCUUUUUUCCCUCCAGCAAAAGGCUUUUGUCAUUAUCUCAUCCUUAGUAAUAAUAUGUUUGUCGAUAUUUUGUUAGCA
Lycium barbarum (goji berry) is the source of this 1369-nucleotide messenger RNA. RefSeq names its product mitochondrial import inner membrane translocase subunit TIM50-like. Gene Ontology annotation, molecular function: phosphoprotein phosphatase activity. The record is from RefSeq and is a predicted model, not a curated record. Lineage: Eukaryota; Viridiplantae; Streptophyta; Magnoliopsida; Solanales; Solanaceae. The coding region runs from base 77 to 1117 and encodes 346 amino acids. The transcript is spliced from 10 exons.